Molecule: messenger RNA, 444 nt
Organism: Paramecium sonneborni
Lineage: Eukaryota; Ciliophora; Oligohymenophorea; Peniculida; Parameciidae
Source: the annotation of a GenBank genome assembly
AUUUUAUGUCUGGUAAGGAAGACGAAUAUGAAAAGUUACUCUCUGAGUAAAAUUUGAAGGAUAGAUUAGAGGCACCUUAAACAGAGACAGCAAGAUAAAGGAAAUGGAGAAUAGUAAAAAGAAAGUUUGCAGAAGUUUAAGUGUAUGCAAAAUAAGGUUUCAUUAUGGGUUCAUUAGUGGGAGGUGGAUUUGGAUUAGUAACAGGAUUAUGGGCAGCAGUUUAAUAUAAAAAAUUAUCUAUGAUUCCAAUAUCAGUGAUAGUAAGUGGAGGCAGUUUUGGUUUUAUCAUGGCUUGUGGUAGUAUGAUUAGAAGUGAUGAGUUGAUUGCUGGUGAAUAUUAAUAGCAUUUCAAAUUUAAUAAUUAAGAAGUGCCAAUAUAAUAGUUCUGGUUGAAUAGAUAAUUUGAAUGAAUUAUGAUAAAUUGUGAAUCAAUUUAAUCAUUUG